Austrofundulus limnaeus is the source of this 2683-nucleotide messenger RNA. Its product is annotated as myosin-10. Gene Ontology annotation, cellular component: actin cytoskeleton; cytoplasm; myosin complex. Gene Ontology annotation, biological process: actin filament organization. The record is from RefSeq and is a predicted model, not a curated record. Lineage: Eukaryota; Metazoa; Chordata; Actinopteri; Cyprinodontiformes; Rivulidae. Gene Ontology annotation, molecular function: microfilament motor activity; actin filament binding; ATP binding.
GUCGCCCGGAAGUGGUCCUUCGCUCGCCGAAGCCGCCGUCUUGCCCUCGAAGUGCUCCUCUGUCACCGAGGAGGAGUGAGCGGCUUCGCGCAGACCGAAGGGAGCAAUGCGAUGAUAAAAGCCGCAUAUGCGGGUGAGCUACACACACCUUUAUCUGGACAGAGGAAGAGCCGAGAAUAACAAGCUUUACCCCGGUUCUCCGCGCGCUGCGGACUCUUCCCAAAGCGGAACCUAAAGUGCCAGUACAACCAUGUCCAUCCGGUCAACAGGGGGCGGGGUCAACGAUGUCACCCGCUUCCUGUCAACAGGUGGGGGGUUGGGGUCUCCCACCUCCAACGCCACUCCGUUCUCCGCGGCCAGCCAGGCCGACUGGGCGGCAAAGAGGCUGGUGUGGGUGCCGUCAGAGAAACAUGGCUUUGAGUCGGCCAGCAUCCGUGAAGAGCGAGGCGACGAGGUGGAGGUGGAGCUCACAGACAGCCAGAGGAAGUUGACUCUGUCCAGGGAGGAGGUGCAGCGGAUGAACCCUCCACGCUUCAGUAAGGUGGAGGACAUGGCUGACCUCACCUGCCUGAACGAAGCCUCCGUGCUGCACAACCUCAGAGAGCGAUACUACUCCGGCCUGAUCUACACAUAUUCAGGGCUGUUCUGCGUGGUGGUGAACCCUUACAAGAACCUACCGAUCUACACAGAGUCCAUCGUAGAGAUGUACCGGGGCAAGAAACGCCACGAGAUGCCCCCGCACAUCUACGCCAUAUCAGAGGCGGCCUAUCGCAGCAUGCUGCAAGACAGAGAAGAUCAGUCAAUCCUCUGCACAGGCGAGUCUGGAGCUGGGAAGACAGAAAACACUAAGAAAGUCAUCCAGUAUUUGGCUCACGUCGCCUCCUCACACAAAGGUGGCACUUCGGGUAAAAACAAGGAACCUGUCCAGAUGGAUGGUUCGAGGUCUUUAACGAGAGGCAGCACUCUGGUGAAUAAAAGUUUACAAUAUGGUGAGCUGGAGAGACAGCUGCUGCAGGCCAACCCCAUCCUGGAGGCCUUUGGCAAUGCAAAGACCGUUAAAAACGACAACUCGUCCAGAUUUGGUAAAUUCAUCCGCAUUAAUUUUGACGUGGCAGGAUAUAUUGUUGGUGCCAACAUAGAGACCUACCUCCUUGAAAAGUCCAGAGCCAUCCGUCAGGCCAAAGAUGAGAGGACCUUUCACAUCUUUUAUCAGAUGUUAUGUGGUGCUUCAGAGGAAACUAGAGCGGACUUACUUCUUGGAAGCGCUGAUGAGUAUCGUUUCCUCACUAGAGGCUCUGUUCCCGUUCCUGGUCAGAGUGAUUCAGAGAAUUUCACCCAGACUAUGGACUCCAUGGGCAUAAUGGGCUUCACCCCUGAGGAAUCAGUGUCCAUGCUGAAGGUGAUCUCAGCCGUGCUCCAGUUUGGAAACAUAUCCUUCAUGAAGGAGAAGAACCACGACCAGGCCUCCAUGCCCGAUAACACAGCUGCUCAGAAACUGUGCCACCUGCUGGGCAUCAACGUGCUGGAGUUCACCCGCGCCAUCCUCACACCCAGGAUCAAAGUGGGGAGAGAGUACGUGCAGAAGGCCCAGACCAAAGAACAAGCUGACUUUGCCAUAGAGGCGUUGGCGAAGGCGACAUAUGAACGUCUGUUCAGAUGGCUGGUUCACAGGAUCAACAGAGCCCUGGACCGCAGACAGAGACAGGGAGCCUCUUUCAUAGGCAUCCUUGAUAUCGCUGGGUUUGAGAUCUUCCAGCUGAACUCCUUCGAGCAGCUGUGCAUCAACUACACCAACGAGAAGCUGCAGCAGCUUUUCAACCACACCAUGUUCAUCCUGGAGCAGGAGGAGUACCAGAGGGAGGGCAUCGAGUGGAACUUCAUUGACUUCGGCCUGGACCUGCAGCCUUGCAUUGACCUCAUUGAACGACCGGCCCAUCCACCUGGUGUUCUGGCCCUGCUGGAUGAAGAGUGCUGGUUCCCUCGGGCCACAGACCGCACAUUUGUAGAGAAGCUAUCUGCUGAGCAAAGCAAACAUCCCAAAUUCUUCAAAUCAAAGCAGCCACGUGGGGAAGCUGACUUCUCUAUUAUUCACUAUGCUGGAAAGGUGGACUAUAAGGCAGAUGAUUGGUUGGUGAAGAACAUGGAUCCUCUGAAUGACAAUGUGGCGUCUCUUCUCCAUCAGUCGUCGGAUCAUUUCGUGUCGGAGCUGUGGAAGGAGGAUAUUCAAACUCUCCCUCGUGUGUACUUCUUUGACUCCUAUGCCACACUACAGACUAAUGGCUCAGACAUGGACAGGAUUGUGGGUCUGGACCAGGUGUCCUCAGGAGAGAGCAGCGGGCCCGUCACUUUCGGAGCAGGACUCAAGACAAAGAAGGGAAUGUUUCGAACUGUCGGCCAACUCUACAAAGAGUCUCUCACCAAGCUGAUGGCCACGCUGAGGAACACCAACCCCAACUUCCUCCGAUGCAUCAUCCCCAACCACGAGAAGAGGGCCGGUAAAUUAGAUCCUCAUCUUGUUUUGGACCAGCUGAGGUGUAACGGUGUGCUGGAGGGAAUUCGUAUCUGCAGACAGGGAUUCCCGAACCGCAUCCCUUUCCAGGAGUUCAGACAGAGAUACGAGAUUCUCACUCCCAAUGCUAUACCUCGCACUUUCAUGGAUGGAAAACAGGCCUCGGAGCUUAUG